ACAGACCCGGCAUUACGCUAAUCAUACACACCGUCUGGGUAUGGAGUGACGAACUAAUAGAAAAACUCAGGACGAAUUUUCGAGCGUUGGAACAAGAAUUUCACGUUGAAAUCGUUUUCAUUAGUCGAAAGCAGUAUUUUGAAGUGAAAGGCUAUGAACAAGAAAGCACGGAAAAAGCACGAGAUGAAUUGUUAAGAUUGUUGGUAUCAAAGUCAAAAGAAGCAUCGAUAAGUUAUAUAAUACCAGAGAGAACGAAAAGACCUUCGCGAGUGGAAGACACGCCAGUCACACGACUGCAACCACCACAGCUUCACGCGGAUGAAGUUUCAUACUUUGCUAACACAAACAGUGUCGAAGGGGAGGUGCCAUGGGAGAUAGAAGAAGAGGAUUCAUAUGAUAAUUUCCGAUUUGAUGAUCGCAUUGUGAACAUUGAAGCCGUUCUUGGCAUGCCCAAGAGAGAGUUUUACGGGGCGAAUGAUAACUGGGAAGAAAUAUGCUCGCAUUUGAAGAUCACUGGCGAUUUAAAUUUAGAUAGACGGAUGAUUGAAAUGACUAGCGGCAAGAGAUGCGCAAUCGAAACAGCCAUGGAAAGACUUAGAGUGCUGGAAAUGCUUGAGCUUCGCCCUCGUCUUAAACAUCUUGAGAAGUCGCUCGUACAUUAUCCUGAUGCUAGCGUUCGGUUCACGGUUACUUUCGUUCCACUUAGAAAUCACGAAUAUUUCAGAGAAGUGAUCAGGCACGUAGGAAGAGAUCCCUUCCUCUUAGUAGCAGCUGUCAGACAUCCGUCCACUGGACAGUACGUUUUAACACAAAGUUUAAGAAAACCGUCAAGACCGUGGAGCGGUAAAGCUUCCUCUUCGAGACCACCGGUUCCUUCUAAAUCGUCUGUCCGUCCUUUCUCACUUCCUCAAUCGUCGGCACCUCCUAAAUCACCGGCAUCUCCUAAAUCACCGGCAUCUCCCAAAUCACCCUUUCGUCACGAUGGUGAAUACAAUACCUGGGUUCGUCCGACGACCGAGCAAAGGAUGGCUCGGAAAGAGGCCAAGAAACAGCAAUUAGCUUCUAUGAGACAAAUGAGGGCUCGUGGCAUGCCUGAAGAUGAAUAUGGCGUUGUACCCCGUAGUUCCAGACGGCUGCCCGAUGACGACAGCUUUGACGACAGCUUUUUGCCGCGUAAUAAUUACGAGACCAGGAUUCCAGCUGAUCCACUGGACGAGAGGUUGACUGAUGCCUCCAGCACCUCCAUGAGGAAGACUUUAAGGGAUAUAGUCUACGAAAAGACUACCAGUGGAGGUUCCAGGGAUGAUCUUAACCCUGGCCGAAUACUCAAAGAAUAUAACUUUAAUCAGAUGAAAAACGUAUUUUGCGAGGCUCUGGGAAAAACUGUAUUUCAGAAAGUUCCUCGGCACGUAGAAGAUGGAUACUGGGAUUACGUUGAAUUGAGCGACUUGGAGAAUCAGAUGGGGAUGACACAUAUGUUUCAUGACGUUGCAGCGUAUGACGAUGACCAUAAAUUGGUCGAAUACCUCGGUGAAGUAUGCGGCGAAGAAUCAGUGUUGCGUGUGGAAUAUUUUGAAAUUUACGCGAAAGCUCGUAAUGCUGUACAAGACGAUUUCGAGAACGUAGUUUUGUUGGUGGACGCAGUAAAUGUACUGCUUGAUAAAGUAGUAUGCCCAUGGGAACAUAUAGCGGACGUCAACUGGAAUGUUCUCGAUCGCAAAUUCGAUUUUCAGUUCAGCGUAACUAGACGUCGGCACAUUCGCACUAAUAUCCAACCAUUCAACACAUUUAUGAAAAAGGUGUCUGUAACACCAAACAAAACUCGAAUUUCAUUCGAAGACGUUCCGGACAAGCUUUAUGUCAAAUCGAUUCACAGACGAACAACGCAAAUAUUUAAGCUGCACAAGCCUUUUAAGGCCGAGUUUUCUCGAAUAGAAAAAAUACCUAUUGACGAUCAGCUCACGAAUAAAAGAUUGUGUAGAACUGGUGAAGGCAAAGUGCAUUACACCCUCGAGAUUACGAAUGCCGAAAAUGACGGCAGUUUUAAAGAAAAUGUCUACAAGUGCCCUGGUCAGCUUCCUAAUUGGACUGUUGAAAGUAUAUUAGGACCAGACCCUCAUCUAGCGAAACUUGUUGACUUUGUUAAAGCCAUGUUGUUGCUGGUUGAAAAAACUGAUAAUGCAGCUAGCAGAUGGUUUGCACAGAGAGGAGAAGCGGGGGGGGAAAGAUGA
Molecule: messenger RNA, 2231 nt
Organism: Paraglomus occultum
Lineage: Eukaryota; Fungi; Glomeromycota; Glomeromycetes; Paraglomerales; Paraglomeraceae
Source: the annotation of a GenBank genome assembly